Molecule: messenger RNA, 1795 nt
Organism: Dalotia coriaria
Lineage: Eukaryota; Metazoa; Arthropoda; Insecta; Coleoptera; Staphylinidae
Product: juvenile hormone esterase-like
Exons: 5
Coding region: 74-1720 (548 amino acids)
Molecular function (GO): serine hydrolase activity
Source: RefSeq, a predicted model, not a curated record
AUUGCAGUAUUUAUUAUUUGGUUACUACGCAGUAGGUUUUGUUAUUCUUUAAGUUCCGAAUAAACAUUUUAAUAUGUCCUCCAAUAUAUUGUUUGUGAUUGAAAUUUAUUUAGUUUUAUUGCAAGUUAUAAGUUUUUCUCUGGGUGAUGAAACUGAUCCCUUACUAGUAACAAUUUCAAGUGGGAAGCUACGGGGAAAAAUUCUGAACGACAAAAAUGGGAAUCCAUUUUAUGCGUUUCAGAAAAUACCGUACGGUAAGAAACCGAUUGGAGAUUUACGAUUUAAACCAUUACAAAAACCAGAGCAAUGGAACGAUACACUCGAUGCAACUCAAAUUGCUCCAGAUUGUUUACAAGAUGUCAAAGGUUUCAGCACUGAAGAUUGCAUAUAUUUAAAUGUUUUCACUCAUAGAAAAGAAGAAUUAAAUCCUGUCAUGGUGUACUUCUACGGGGGUGCAUUGACAAGUGGUUCUAGCAACCCUGACACAACUCUUGGACCUGAAUUUCUACUAACAAAAGACAUUGUCUUGGUGACUCUUAAUUAUAGAUUAGGAAUUUUAGGCUUCUUAAAUUAUGAGUAUCCUGAUGAUCCAAGUAUUUCAAAUGAGAUCACUUCAAAUAACGGAUUUAAAGAUCAAGUGUUUGCUUUGCAAUGGAUACAAGAGAACAUCGAACACUUUGGUGGAGACAAAAAUAGUGUGACCGUUUUCGGAAACAGUGCUGGAGCAGUGUCAGUGCAUGCUUUGUUACUGUCUCCAUUAACUGAAAAUCUAUUUCAUAGGGCGAUUGUACAAAGUGGCACCGCUCUUACAAGAGGAUUGUCAAUGAAUAAUUCUGCAGUAUAUAUUGGCGAAGCAUUGGGUCUAGACACCAAGAACGGAACAAAAUUAAUGCAAGGUUUACGAAAUUUGACCGAACAAGAAAUAUUGGAUGUACAAGAGAAAAUUGAUGUUUAUAGAUUAACUAUAAAUAAAAUAACGGCAGCUGGUUUAGUCAUAGAAAAACCUGGACCUAACAGUUUUAUGUCUGAGAAUCCAUGGACUCUCAUCAAAACAGGAAGAUAUCAUCGUCGCCCUGUGAUUUUCGGUUUACUGGACGCAGAAGGCCUUAUUUACUACGUCUACAAAUAUUUAAAGAACACAACUCGCUAUUUUGACAUCGACACAUUCGUUCCAUAUUAUUACAAGAAAAGAUCGUUUGCCGCGUUGGAAAUUGAUCAAGAUUUCUUCCCAACACAAAAUUAUUCAGAUAUUGAAACUUGGAUUGAAGUAUGGGGUUACUCCAGUUUUAUUUUUGACAUUAUACGAUGUGUGGAAAAGCAAAUCAAGUGGAGCAAUGUUUAUUUCUACAAAUUUAGUCUGGAUACUGAUUUGAAUUGGUCGAAAAUAAGAUCACCAGAUGCUUUAGGAUUAAAAGGAGCUUGUCAUGGAGAUGAACUUGGAUACUUAUUCAAAAAAAGCACCACGCCUAAGAUUGAACCUGGUAGUGCUAAUGAUAUAGCAAUUGAACGGUUGGUAACGCUGUGGACAAAUUUCGCCAUCUUUGGAAUGCCGAUUAUCACAAAUGAUUCAUUGCUAGACUAUCAACAAUGGCUGCCAAUACGUCAUGACGCUUUUAAUGUCCUAAACAUCGGUAAUAAUUUAACGCAGGGAAUUUAUGACCCAAAGAAAGUCGAUUAUUGGAGGAACUUGUAUGAUACUUUCAGUACCAAAACUCUUUAAUACACAAACGUUCAAUCCAAAACACAAUCAAACUUAUGCUGAUGGCUAUUAAAUAAAUGUAGAAGAUCCCAAGAA